Molecule: messenger RNA, 2093 nt
Organism: Artibeus jamaicensis (Jamaican fruit-eating bat)
Lineage: Eukaryota; Metazoa; Chordata; Mammalia; Chiroptera; Phyllostomidae
Gene: SNAP23
Product: synaptosome associated protein 23
Exons: 10
Coding region: 195-863 (222 amino acids)
Biological process (GO): exocytosis; synaptic vesicle fusion to presynaptic active zone membrane; synaptic vesicle priming
Cellular component (GO): synaptobrevin 2-SNAP-25-syntaxin-1a-complexin I complex; plasma membrane
Molecular function (GO): SNAP receptor activity; syntaxin-1 binding
Source: RefSeq, a predicted model, not a curated record
AGAGUCUGGCGGUGUCCGAGCUACUGUGGUCAGAGAGGAGUGACCGGAAUUGCUUGCCCACAUUUACCUGAGUACCAACUCUCAGAUCCUGGCACGUGUUAGAUACACGAAGAUAAAGCACAAGAGUUCAGUAUAGUACAUUGCCAGAAUAUUCACGUUUCAGUUUUCGUGCCUGUCAAGAGUUUUAAUUCAUCAUGGAGAAUCUGUCAUCAGAAGAAAUUCAGUUGAGGGCUCACCAGGUUACUGAUGAGUCUCUGGAAAGUACAAGAAGAAUCCUGGGUUUAGCUAUUGAGUCUCAGGAUGCAGGAAUCAAGACUAUCACUAUGCUGGACGAACAAGGGGAACAACUAAACCGCAUAGAAGAAGGCAUGGACCAAAUAAAUAAAGACAUGAGAGAGGCAGAGAAGACUUUAACAGAACUCAACAAGUGCUGUGGCCUUUGUGUCUGCCCAUGUAAUAGAUUCUCAGAUGUUGAUUGUUUCUAUCAAAUCAGAACAAAGAACUUUGAGUCUGGUAAGGCCUAUAAGGAGACAUGGGGAAAUGGUGGAGACAACUCUUCUAGCAAUGUAGUAUCCAAACAGCCAGGCCGAGUGACAAAUGGUCAGCCUCAGCAAGCAACCACAGGAGCAGCAGGUGGUGGAUACAUUAAACGUGUAACAAAUGAUGCCAGAGAAGAUGAAAUGGAAGAGAACCUGACUCAAGUGGGCAGUAUCCUAGGAAAUCUGAAAAACAUGGCCCUGGACAUGGGCAAUGAGAUUGAGGCUCAAAAUCAACAAAUACAACGGAUCUCAGAAAAGGCUGACACCAACAAAGAUCGUAUUGAUGUUGCCAAUGCCAGAGCAAAGAAACUCAUUGACAGCUAAAGUACCACGGCACUUCUUUACCAUUUAUUCACUUGCCUAGCUCUUCCCUCAGAGUCACUGCCUUUUUAGAGUCUGAAAUUUUGGUUCCACACUCUUCUAAUCAAGAGAUAAUGUGGAGGAAGGGUAAGGAGUAACAGCCCAUCUUUUCUUUUUCCUUAAAGAGGAGACAGCUGCUCUACCUUCCUCCCAGUGUUUCCUUUAUCAGUUUAUACUCUUAGCUUGGUUUUUAUACAUGACAUAUAGCUUUGUUUUUCACUCACCACAUUUACUGUAGCAGGUCCUUCUGCUUUCAAGAUUUGGAAGCAUUGCCAAAGACAGACAUGAAAAAGGAAGGUAGGGGUGGGGGAGGACCAGAAGGAGAAACAAGAGAAAAGAGGUUGUUACCUCAGUAAAACCUUCAGGCCACUAAGCAAAAAGUUGCAUAGCCACAGUGGAGAUCUAGUUGGGUUUAGAUUUUAAUUUGCAGAUAUUGCCAGUUUAGGCGAACACUUGGUUUUGGAGCUUUUAUAUACAAUGUUUUUGUUAUACAUCGAACUUUGCAACCUCUGCCUCAGAGAAGAUACAUUGAGUUUUCUUAAAGUGAGCUUGAUUCCUGAACUCUUGAUGAUUCAUAUAUGUACAUAGAUUCUGUGAUCACACUUCGUAUUGUACCAUACAGGAACACUUUGUACAAAUGAAUGGCUUUUUAUUUUCAUAUUAUUAGUAUCAUGUUUGCAAUUCAAGCCUAUUAACCUCAUAAAUUUGUCAUUAGUCUUUGAAGGAAAAUAUGUAAAUAUGUAUGUGUAACAGGAGACUUUCUCUAAAGCAGGGCUUAAAAUAUUUUGGGAAAAUUUGACAAAAUAUGUCACGUGACUUCAGAUUUACCUCAAUGCCAAGAAUUGUGUUUAGAUAGGGAAAAUAAACUUGUUUUGAUCUCAGGUAGAAAAAUUGUUAGAUUGCUUUGAGUUUUAUAUAGAUUUAGACUUUUAAAAAGCUAGAAUUCUGUUUAACUAAAAGUGAUUUGGAAAGUAUGCCUUUGGUUUGAUUAUUUAUGAUUGCAGUCUCAAUCUCAGCCUUGUGUAUUGAACUAUGUUCAAUCACAUGCUUAUUCAGGAAUCAUGCUUAUUUAGGCCCUCAGCAGUGUUACAAGAAUCCCAUUGCUCUUUGUCACCUUUAUUUAAAAGCUAGUACCUGCACACUUCAAAGCUGUUAAUGUGGAUUUGUUUAACCAAUAACCACUGCUUGAUCCUU